Molecule: messenger RNA, 2310 nt
Organism: Poeciliopsis prolifica (blackstripe livebearer)
Lineage: Eukaryota; Metazoa; Chordata; Actinopteri; Cyprinodontiformes; Poeciliidae
Gene: tmpoa
Product: thymopoietin a
Exons: 6
Coding region: 163-1278 (371 amino acids)
Molecular function (GO): DNA binding
Source: RefSeq, a predicted model, not a curated record
UCAGGUCUCAGGAGGGCGUGGAUUAAGUUCUCCAGCCUCGAGCUCUGGCCCUGGAGCCUCCAGGUUUCAGCCAUAUGCGUCUUAUUCGCUCCGGUUUCGGUGUCGUCGCCAAGCUAAUUUAUUCAGGCUCUGUGGCUCCUCUGCCUUCAUCUUAAGCUCGACAUGCCGGAGUACCUGGACGACCCGUCUGUGCUCACCAAAGACAAGCUAAAGAGCGAGCUUGUUGCUCACAAUGUGGAACUACCGAGCGGCAACCCGACCAAGGAUGUGUAUGUGCAGCUUUAUCUAAAGAACCUGACGGUCCAGAACGAGAAGAACGUAGUUCUGGAUGCGUUCUCCAGUGACGAGGAGCUGCCGCCUGUCGUGGCCUCCAAUCGAAGCCGCUCUUCCGGAAGGAAAGCCGCCACGAAAUCAAACAAACAUCAUGUGGAGCAAGUUGACAUCACAUCACUUACUGACGAGAGCCUGAGGGACGAAUUGCAAAAGCAUGGGAUGAAAGUGGGGCCAGUUGUAGACUCAACCCGUGAACUGUAUCAGAAGAAGCUGCAGAAGUUCUUGGACGACAGUCCUGCACAGUCGUUUCCCACAGAAAUACAGGUCAACCACAACGGCAACUCUGAGUCUGAGAUCUACAGCGACACUGAGGACGUAGUGAUAGCAGUACCAGAACCUGUGAUUGAACCUGAAGCAGUUCCAGUGGUGGAGACACAAGUGAGGAGCAGAGGGAAGUCCUCAGCGAGCAGUCAGAGCAGCACCAGCAGCAGCAGCCAGAACCAGGCGGUUGAGAAAAUCACUUCCAAUGAUCAGACACUUAAAGUGGAGAAAGAUGUUCUGAAGGAGCUUUUUCCUGAUUUAAGUAGUCCAACAGGAAUCAGUGCCAGCUGCCGAAAGCCCAUCCGAGGAGCAGCUGGACGGCCGCUAAUCUCCAGUGACUUAUGGAGUGAUGAGAAUUCCUGUCUGUCUCCAAAGACCACAAAGACCAGCAGCUACUCCUACACAGGGAGCCAUGCAGUCAACAGAGUGUCCAGUUUGAAUCCUGCCACCUCCUUCACAUCUUUUAGCUCCUCUAGUUCCUCCUCCUCCUCCAAGCUUUCUGCUACAGCUCCAUCUGCAGGUCCACCCAGAGCAGUGCGGCGCAGUGUGACUUUAUGGAAAAAGCUGGCCCUGUUUGCUAUUUUGGCCACAUUCAUGAUUUUUGUUUACCUGACCAUGGAGACCAACUCUGUCAGCCCAUUUCAGGCCUCAGACUCAAAAUCAUUUGCAAGUGGAACACCAUAAAGAGUGCAUAUAUAGUUUGAAGGGGCCUAGUCACUGUCAAUGCCUCUACUUCAUUUUUAAGGUGUGAAUUUGCAGUGUAGCCAGUUUAUCUUACCUCAAGAUUACCUGAUGUCAAAUUCUAUUUUUAAGGAAGUGUCUUUCUUCCCUAAUAAGUCUUAAGUUGUAAAGGUCUAAGUUGUGAUGUAGUGACAUUUGCCCCAAAGGAUUACUUUCAGCAGAUGUGAAAGGGUUGACUCUUGUCUUGCUGUCUUGGUCCAUUAUUGACCCUGGACUUAUACCAGAAUUACCCACUGAUCAUUUUUAGAAAAAUAAACAAGAACUUUCUUCUUAAUAUGUUUUUUUUAAACUUCAAUUCUUGAUAUAUUUUCUUGAGGCUUCUUGUGAAACUUAAUUGAAUUCCUUUAUUUCAUUCUUAUGUAGUCAUAUUAAAUAAACUUUAGUGUUUCAGUUUGCUGAUUAUGCUGUUUUUGAUCAUCCUCCUGUUGGAAAUUGUUGCAUUUAUCACUUUAUGUUUUGGAUUUGUUUUGUGCUCUCUUUGGAAUAGUUAUUAUAAACACCAUCUUUGUGUUUUUAGUGACAACAUUCACAAAGAGCACAAGGCUAGACAGGUAAAGAUAUAAAUGCCCCAUCAGGACAUUUUACAUUGGAUCAAACAAGAAGAGAUAUUUAUUAGAAUUCAACCUCUCAACAAGUUUCCAAAGGUCAAUUGGAACAAAAACAACCCAGAUAGGAAAAUGAGUGAAUCAACAUUGAAACAAAGUCGGGCAGAAACAUUGGAUCCAUAUUGAAGCCUGACAUUAAAAUGAUACUGAAAGUGGUCGGUGACUUGCAUGUUGAAUCAACGUUGAGGUUUCAUCCAUAACUGACAUAUCAGUGUUGAUUCAAUCAUUAUCUGAAUGUGGAUUUGCAUGCAUAUUUGUGUUGAUUUUAUAUUGAAUCAAUGUUUGGAAUUAAUGUUGACUCAUGUCCACUUUUUGGUCUGAUAAGUCUACAUCAUGGCAUACUAUUAAAAGUUUCUUCACUGCUGUUAAA